UAGACCUCUCCGGUAAACCGUAGCGUGUAUGGCCGGCUUUUAAUGGAAAAAAACCCGAAAGAUAAACACACGGCAGCGUCUCUAUUCUGAUCAAGUAUAUAGUAUAAAGGAAAAAUUUUCUACCCGGUAAGGCAAACUAAAAUUGAAAAUGUCAGUAGCAGUUAUACGUAUCUUAAUUGAAACAUUGUUCCGAAAUCAUUAUAUAUAAACAAAAAAGCAUGACUUACCGUACUUCAGUAACAUUUGCAGAAAUGUGCAUAUAGAUACACUUUCGGCCAUCAUGCGGCAAUUUAAUGAAAUGAGCGUUUUGACACUGCUGUCGCUGUUCUUUGUGUGGUGUUUUGUUUACAUUUUUACUCUCGGCUCGGCGCCGGUUUACACAUACACGCGACAAACACGAAAAGGUCUCCUGUCUCCUUUAUUCGCGGACGGCAUCACCGUCCUCCCCAUCAAUUCAUUCUUCGUUAGUCAAAAUCAGUCCAGUCGUAUUUAGGACACGUAAAACGUCGCUGCAGAGUUUAUGUAAGAUCCGAAAACUUUAUUCUUCGAAUAUCGGAAUAAAAAUGACCGAUCCGAAUAUACUGGAAAGGCCGAUCAUCUGUCCGUAUGAUCGAAAUCACCGCAUAGCACCAUCACGAAUACAGAUACACUUAGUGAAAUGUUCCAAAAAUUAUCCGCCUGAUUAUAAAGUGAGCUGUCCAUACAAUGCAACUCACCGAUUAUUCCGAAACGAAGUCGAGGAACAUAUAAAUAACUGUCGCGAUCAUCAACACGUCAAUCCCGGUAUUUAUGAAACAUGCUCUAAAAGAGGAGCAGACAUGUCAAGUGUCGCUUCAGAGUGUUUCAGUGUCGUUGGCAGCCAAGAGACUUGGGAAGACGACAAUGAAAAUUCUUUGUAUCCUGUAAUAUAUCCUCCUGAUUGUCCAUCCGUCACUCCAAUGAAUAGCGAGAGCAGAAGAAACUUGGAUAACCGUUUGAGAUACAUUGUGCCGAGUCGACCACUAUCGUUGCACUCGAGAAAUCGCGCACCGAGUGGAUUGGCACAAGCUCUGAUGAUGGAGCAGUCCGAACAAUCAGAAGUAGAAGAUAUGGAAUCCGUAAAGAGUUUCAUGGGUGUUGGGCGUGGAAAACCCUGGAGUCAGCCACACAAUGAAAUGAUUACGAAGAUCGGCCGUGGACGCGGAUCAGCUCAGGUCAACAAGAAUGACUAAAGACUCCUCAACCUCUCCGUGCAAAUAAUAAACUGUAUAAGAUUCAACUGAAACUAACUAAUGAGAUAAAACAACCGAGUAUUAAUUACUUGAUACAGUUAUUGGACGUAGACUAAAUAAAGUUUGAUUCCCUGAUUUCGUCGACACUGAA
Venturia canescens is the source of this 1362-nucleotide messenger RNA. RefSeq names its product gametocyte-specific factor 1-like. The coding region runs from base 564 to 1211 and encodes 215 amino acids. NCBI's taxonomy places the organism in Eukaryota, Metazoa, Arthropoda, Insecta, Hymenoptera, Ichneumonidae. The transcript is spliced from 5 exons. The record is from RefSeq and is a predicted model, not a curated record.